Molecule: messenger RNA, 1752 nt
Organism: Pieris macdunnoughi
Lineage: Eukaryota; Metazoa; Arthropoda; Insecta; Lepidoptera; Pieridae
Source: the annotation of a GenBank genome assembly
AUGAACGAGUCCUUAGAUAUCGGCUUAGCUAUGGAGGAAUUUGAAUUUACACAGGAUGAAUUGCAACAAAUCAACGCCUUGGAACUUUCUUUUACAACAAACAUUUCGAGAAACAUUGAUCACUCAGAAUCAGACAGUGAACAGAUGCAAAUACCGAAAAGGAAAAGGCAUCUGGUUAUUGCAAGUGAUACUGAUAGCGACAGCGAGUCGGUUAAAGAUUUUGUUGCCUCCAAUAUUUCGCAAAAUGACCGCAUUUCUUUAAAAUGGUCGAGACCAAAAAGACGACAGCCAUCAGUGAUUCCUUUCACCGAGUUUGAAGGCAUGAAGCUCCCAUAUUCUAGUUUGUUGAAAGAAGCUGACCCAGACAAGUAUUAUGGCCUUUUAGUGCCUGAAGAAAUUUUUAAAAUGAUUGCUGAGCAGACAAAUUUGUUUGCAAGUCAAAACAUCACAGCCAAACAAACAAAGCCUGGAUCCAGGUCACAUUCAUGGAAGCCAACAAACAUGACCGAAAUAAAAAAGUUUCUUGGGCUCAUAUUGUAUAUGGGCAUAGUAAAGCUGCCAAAAUUAGCUUAUUAUUGGAGUAAAGACAAGAUACUAGGACAAAAUUUUCCAUCCACCGUGAUGAGUAGGAACCGCUUUGAGUUACUGCUGCAGUACCUUCAUUUUAGCGACAAUUUAACUGCUGACAGAAACGAUCGUAUUUCAAAAAUAAGACCGAUAAUCGAUGCUCUCAAUGCUACUUUCCAGAAAUAUUAUGCGCCGAAAGAAGAUAUUUGUGUUGAUGAAAGCCAAGUGCCUUACAGAGGUCGAAUUAUAUUCAGGCAGUACAAUAAAAGUAAGAGACACAAAUAUGGCAUGAAGCUAUUUAAGCUAUGUACUAUUCCCGGAUAUACUUGCAAACUGCAUUUAUAUAGUGGGAAGAACAUCGAUACAAUAAAUACUACGCCAACAAAUGUGGUGAUGGCGCUCAGUGAGUAUAUAUUUGAGAAAGGCCACACACUUGCAACCGACAACUGGUAUACUAGUUUAGAACUAGCGUAUCAGUUAUUGGAGAAGCAAACCCAUUUAAUUGGCACAUUGCGAAAAAACAGAAGAGGAUUGCCAAAGGCCGUUAUAGAUUCAAAACUGCAGAAAGGUGAAACAAUGGCUAUGGAGAAUGAAGACGGAAUAACGGUGCUUAAAUGGAAGGAUAAGAGGGACGUAUUUAUGCUUUCGACAAAGCAUUCCGACAAAUUUGCAGUGGCAGUAAAAAAAGGCAAACAGAUUCGAAAGCCAAGGGUCAUAUUAGAUUAUAACAAAUCCAAAGGGUCUGUAGACAUGAGUGACCAAAUGGGUGCCUAUUCUUCGCCAUUGCGAAAAACCGUAAAAUGGUAUAAAAAGUUAGCAGUAGAACUGCUUUUAAAUACGGCAGUUGUUAAUGCAUGGGUCAUGUACACAGAAAAUAAGAAGAGCAAUAUUUCGAUUGUGGAUUUCAGGAGGGCUCUCAUAGAAUAUUUGAUCCGACCAGCAGAUUCUCAGGAGAGAAAUCUCAAUCAAAGACCAAAAAGACUGAAGCACGAAUUAAAAAGAAAGGAAGGGAAAGUAAGGGAUACGCGACGUUUUUGUGUGAAAUGUUACAAAGAUUCGGUAGAGGAAUUUGGCCGUAUAAUCGCCAAAAAUAAAUGCAAGAAAGUGAGUACAUACUGUAUGCAAUGUGAUGGGGAGCCUCAUUAUUGUCUAAUGUGUUUUAACAAAAUUCACCGCUUUCAAUAA